AUGUCAGAUAUUAUUGAGGUCUAUUUUCACCAUGGUGGUAACUUUACAAUGGGCCCUAACCCCAUAUAUGUUGAUGAGAAGGAUGUUGUAAUUGCUGAUAUUGAUAAAGACCAUUUCUCUUUAUUCGAGCUACUUGGUUUGAAAGUUGGUGAUGUGUUACAUUUUUAUAUUUCACAUGUGUGUGAAAACCCUGAGGUGGUGGAAGAUGUGGGCCCUACUGGACUUAUUUGUGGGUUAGAGGUAAAUGAUGCAUCUAGGGCAACAAUUGAUAGUGAUAUAAAUACUGGGGCUGGAGAAAACAUAGAAAACCCUAAAGAAAGACCUAAAGAAAGAGAAGAGGUUGAAGAGAGAGGGUCUGUAAAUGUUCCUAAUGUUGAAGAGAGAGGGUCUAUAAAUAUUCCUAAUGUUGAAGAGAGAGGGUUAACUGUUGAAGUUGAAGAGGAAGUGAAUGAUGAACAAACUGAUGAUGGAGACUCAUUUUUGGCUAGUAGUGAGUCAGAUCUGGAUAAAAUACCAGAUGAAGAUGAUAGUGAAGCUGAUGAAGAGUUAAUUUCUUUAAGGAAUGAAAGGAGAAGUACACUGAAGAAGCAAAUACCAAGGAGAAAGGAACCUGCUGUCACUACUGAGAUUCCCCUAAGUGAGGGAAAAAUAGAUAGAGGCUUUGAAGAUAUUGGAAAGAACAAGGCCUCCAAAUAUAAUGGAUGCUUAGCAGGGGAUGAGCAGUAUAUUGAUAGUUCUGCUGAAGAGUAUAGUGAAGAUUUAGAUGAUGAGCUGGAUGUGGAUGCUGAACCUGGUGUUGACUUGCCAAGUAGAAGGAAGAGCAACAAAUUAAGGUAUGAUCCGGAUUGCGUGGUUAGUAUUUUUGAGCUAGGCAUGGUAUUUGAGAAUGCUGAAGUAUUUAGAAAGGCAGUAGCUAAUUAUGCUGUUGAAUACCAUGUUCAAUUGAAACUUAAACCAAAUGAGCAGAAGAAAGUGAGGUGUAGGUGUAAGUCCAAGAUUUGUAAUUGGAGGUUGUAUGCUAGUGUUGAUAAAAAAUCAGGGGAUUUUAUGGUGAAAACUUACCAUCCAAUUCACAAGUGCACUCCACUUAACAAGAAUAAGAUGUGCAAUGCUAAGUUCAUAUCCAACAGAUUUAGGGAUAGGAUCACUUCUCAACCUACUAUUAGAAUUUGGGAAAUUCAGGACUUGGUUAGAGACCAGUUAGGGUUGUAUGUUGGUAGAACUAUAUGUCAUAGGGCAAAACAAAUAGUGCUUAAUAAGUUUAUGGGGGAUUGGAGGGAGGAGUUUGCAAGACUUUGUGAUUAUGCAGAACAAAUCAUUUUGAGUAAUCCUGGUAACACUUGCAUAGUGAAAACAGACAGAGAAAGUCAGCCUGGAGUGAACUUGUUUAAGUAUUUUUAUGUUUGUUUUGAUGCAAUGAAAAGGGGCUGGUUGGAGGGAUGCGGGGAAAUUAUUGGGUUUGAUGGUUGCUUCCUAAAAGGUGCAUGUAAGGGUGAACUUCUGGUGGCUGUUGGAAAAAAUGGGAAUCAGCAGAUGUUUCCCAUUGCUUGGGCUGUCAUUGACAAUGAGUCAAAAGAGUCAUGGACAUGGUUUAUUCAGAACUUAAUCAAUGAUUUGGGGCUGGGAAUUGGAGAUGGAAUUACAGUAAUGUCAGACAUGCAAAAGGGAUUGUUGAGCACACUGCUAGAUCUUUUACCAAAUGCUGAGCAUAGGAAAUGUGCUAGACAUAUAUGGGCUAAUUGGCAGAAAGAUUGGAAAGGUGAAGAAAGAAGAAAACAAUUCUGGAGGGUCUCUAAAGCAUCAUUUGAGGUAAAGUUGAGAGAAGAACUUGCAAAUUUAGAUAAACUUGGAAAAGACAUCUGUGAAGAUUUAUUGCAAUUUAACAAAGAGCACUGGUGUAGAGCCUAUUUUAAGGAACACUCUAAGUGUGAUGUAGUUGAAAACAAUAUGUGUGAGACCUUUAAUUCCUGGAUAUUAGCAGCUAGGCAUAAGUCUAUAAUUACCAUGCUAGAAGAGAUUAGGCAUAAAGUAAUUACUAGGCAUGUUGAAAUGAGAAGAUUAGCUGAGACAUGGAUUACUGAUAUUUCACCUAUGGCAAGGGUGAUGUUGGAAGAAAACAAGAAGCUGUCUAACAAAUGUGAAGUGUUGUGGAAUGGGCUAGAAGGGUUUGAGAUCAAGGAAUAUGAAUAUAGGUUCAUUGUACACUUGUGGAACAAAACAUGCACUUGUAGGCUGUGGCAGUUAAGAGGAAUCCCCUGCCAACAUGCAAUAUGUGCAUUCUACCAUCUAGGGGAUGAACCAUAUAAUCAUGUGGAACAUUGGUAUAGAAAGGAGACAUUUAUGAAGGCAUAUUCAUACUUUCUUGACCCACUGCCCAACAUGAAGAUGUGGCCUAAGACUAAUAACAUGAAGAUUGAACCUCCAGCACCAAAAGUAAUGCCUGGCAGACCAAAGAAAAAAAGAAGAAAGGAUAAAGAUGAACCAAGAAAGAAGUAUGGCAAGCUGUCCAAGAGAGGUGUGCAUAUGACAUGUUCAACAUGUCACCAACUAGGCCAUAACAAAAAGUCUUGUCCAGUAACAAAGGGUGGAAGUGGUAGAGGAAGUGGUCAAUCAAGGUCUGCACAGAAAAAGCCUAUAGGAAGUGGUGAAUCAAGCUCUGCACAGAAAAGGCCUACAGGAAGUGGUGAAUCAGUUGGGUUGAAAAGGGGUAGAGGAAGUGGUCAAUCAAGUUCUGCACAGAAAAGGCCUAAAAAUGCAGGCCUUGGAUGCUACAUAAACCCAACAACUGGAAGAACUGUCAUUAAUCCUGGUAGUUCAAGUGAGAGAGUUGUCAGGCAUGGGACUAUGAGGGACACCAGUGCAGUUAACAUUGAUCUUGGAUUUAAACCUCCUAGUCUGAAGUUCAAAGGUAAAAGUGUUGUCACAACCACACAGCUACAGCAGCAGUCUAGAAACAGGAGAAAUAUAACCACCAACAAGCCUUCUACCCAACCAGAAGCAAAGAAGAAGCCAAUUUGGAAAUCCUGAAUGUCUGUUCAAACAAUUUAGUUCUGAAUCUAUUGUGAAACAAUUUGGCAGUUUUAGCCAAGUAUUUUUAUGUGUCUUAUGUCCUUUGCAUGAAACUGUUAUUUUGCGUGUAACUGUUAUUUUGAUGGCUAGCCUAGUACUUCUAUUAAAUGUAACUAUUUUUUUGAUUAGUUAAAUGGUAGUUGGA
Molecule: messenger RNA, 3214 nt
Organism: Lycium barbarum (goji berry)
Lineage: Eukaryota; Viridiplantae; Streptophyta; Magnoliopsida; Solanales; Solanaceae
Exons: 5
Coding region: 1-3027 (1008 amino acids)
Molecular function (GO): zinc ion binding
Source: RefSeq, a predicted model, not a curated record